GUGGGGCGAGAGCUGGAAGACUCCCAGUUCGAGCGCUGCCGCGAGAACUUCGCCGCCUGCGGCCUGGACUUUUCCGGCGUGUGCCAGGGCGACGCGCUGGAGCCGGGUGCGUUCUCGGAGAUACCCGACGGCGGGGCCGACGCCGUCCUCUGCGACCUGCCCAGCGGCUCCCUGUGGCGGGCCAGCUCUGACGAGACCGCGUACUCCGCCUUUGUCGCUGAGGCGGCGCGGAUGCUGCGGCCAGGGGGGCGAUGCGUGCUGCUGUCCAGCAACAGGCUGGGGCUGGCGAGGGCGGUGCCGGCGGGCCUGUGGGAGGCCGUCGCCAGCUGGCCGGUGGGCAGGGGCAAGGGCAACCUCACCACCAGGCAACUGCAACAUCACCACCAGGCGUUCUCGUAUCAGAGCUCGGCCUGCGGGCUCGUGGUCCUGGAGCGGACUUGGUCGGGCCUCGGCGUCGGGGACGGCGGGCGCGCGCCGCCCCUGGCGGAGCUGGCCGCGGAGGCCGAGGAGGGCGCGCGCGGCCGGUUUCUGGGCUUGUUGGGCUGCAAGGCUGGCGCAGAGCUUCUGCCUACUCAGGCGACGUCGGCGACCGCCAGCAUGAACUGCCACCGAGGUGCCAGGGUGUGGGAGCGGUGA
This is a messenger RNA of Prorocentrum cordatum, 636 nucleotides long. The record is from the annotation of a GenBank genome assembly. Lineage: Eukaryota; Dinophyceae; Prorocentrales; Prorocentraceae.